Messenger RNA from Sphaeroforma arctica JP610, 269 nucleotides. The record is from the annotation of a RefSeq genome assembly. NCBI's taxonomy places the organism in Eukaryota, Ichthyosporea, Ichthyophonida.
AUGUCGCAAAUCAUCUCCCAGACGCUCUCCGCAGAGAUCCGCGACCUACUCGCCAAAUACGACACGCAGAAAGAACAAAGUACCGAACUCAAACACCGACUGACCCAGAUGAAGGCGUCAGACUCUAUUGUGUCCAAAUUGGUGGAGGCCUCUCGCACCGCCGCAGACGAGAAGACGGUCAUGGCCAAUGAAAUGGCCGUAUUCAAGCCGAUACAGAACGAUAUAGCCAAGUAUCUGCAGUCGCAAGAUGAGUUGCUGGAUAAAAUUAA